Messenger RNA from Impatiens glandulifera, 980 nucleotides. Its product is annotated as protein FRA10AC1. The record is from RefSeq and is a predicted model, not a curated record. The coding region runs from base 50 to 925 and encodes 291 amino acids. The transcript is spliced from 12 exons. NCBI's taxonomy places the organism in Eukaryota, Viridiplantae, Streptophyta, Magnoliopsida, Ericales, Balsaminaceae. Gene Ontology annotation, biological process: dephosphorylation. Gene Ontology annotation, molecular function: phosphatase activity.
AUUAGUAUGAUAGAGGAGGAGAAGGGGGGCGAUUGAUUAGGUUUAAAAAAUGGCGGCGUCUUUUGGGGCUACGAGGGCUGAAAUCUUCGACCGCGAAGCGCGAAAACAACAAUACCAAGCUCACGUUCAAGGUCUUAAUGCUUAUGAUCGGCACAAGAAGUUUUUGAAUGAUUACGUUGCUUUCUAUGGAAAGGAAGUAUCUAAGCAAGAAAAGUUGCCAAGUAAAACUGAUCAUGACACUCUUAAGGAAGGAUAUCGCUUUAUACGAUCAGAGGAAGAUGACCUGGAUCCAUCAUGGGAACAGAAGCUAGUGAAGCGGUAUUAUAAUAAACUUUUCAAAGAGUACUGCAUUGCUGAUAUGUCACACUACAAAAAUGGAAAGAUUGGCUUGAGAUGGAGGACAGAGAAAGAAGUCAUGUCUGGGAAAGGGCAGUUUGUAUGUGGCAAUAAGCAUUGCAAUGACAAAGAUGGGUUAGGAAGCUAUGAGGUGAAUUUCUGCUAUGUAGAAGCAGGUCAAGAGAAACAGGCAUUGGUGAAACUUGUAGCUUGUGAGCGGUGUGCAGAGAAGCUUGUUUACAAAAGAAGAAAGGAAGAGGAGCUGGUGCGUAAGAGAGAGAUAGAACUGGAGAAGACAAGGGAAAGGUUAUCAAGUGGUGAAGAUUCCGAUUCUGUAUCAGGUGGUGGUAACAAAGAAAGAAGAAAGAGGGAGAAUGAGAAAUCUCAAAAGAAGAAGAAGAAGAAGAGGAAAAGGUCAAAUAGUGAUUGUGAUGUAAAAAAUGAUGAAGAGAUGGCCAAGCUGGAAAAGAGAUCAGGAGGAGAGAAAAGGGCUUCUUCGACUUCAGCCAGGAAUAAGAAGGAACAAGAUGAUGAUGAUGAUGAUUUUGACUACUUGUUUGAAGGAAUGUUCCCACCUGGGGACAAGUAAUUUAUUUCUCAUGAGUCGUGACUAGUACUUGAAAGAUCAUGAUCUGUUUCUAGUG